This is a messenger RNA of Pseudovirgaria hyperparasitica, 4800 nucleotides long. RefSeq lists its product as uncharacterized. The record is from RefSeq and is a predicted model, not a curated record. Lineage: Eukaryota; Fungi; Ascomycota; Dothideomycetes; Acrospermales; Acrospermaceae. The transcript is spliced from 2 exons. The coding region runs from base 140 to 4456 and encodes 1438 amino acids.
GUAUUCUACUCUCAACCCCAACCGCAACUCCUGAACGCAUCCGUCCCUUCAACAUGGCCUCCUAACAGAGCUGAUAUACGGACAAGUCACAUCCUUUCGUGUCAGGUAGCCUACAGCAUCCUUUGUGCGCACAUGAGCCAUGAAUCAAUACGGAUAUCAGACCUAUGGCUCAGGCCCUCCUCCGAACCAGAAUCAAAAUUGGCAACAAAACCAGAGUACGCAAUGGCAACAUACCGCACAAGAUCAGGUACAACAACAACAUCAGCAGCAGCAGCUACCACAAUCUGGCUACAACCCGGGGACCUAUGGAGUCAUGCCUGGCGCGCAACAGAACGGAGCGCCUGUGCCCCAAAUACCGCCCAGAGAUUCAAGCCAGCAAUAUUCACAAUAUAAUCAAAAUGCUCCUCCUCCUCCACCGAAACUUCCUGGCGUAUAUCAGUCGAACUCACAACAACAUACCUAUAGUGCUCCAACUCAACCGCAAAACUCGUAUGGCCAAAGCAAUGUGCCAUACCAGGUACCCCAACCACCUGUCCCACAGCCUUACUAUCCCCCUCCGUCAACGACACAGACUCCCGUGCAGUAUGGCUCCACGCAGGGUAGCUUCUCCGCGCCCUCACCUCCGGUUCCGUCAUCGAGCAUGCCGGGAAUGAGUGAGAGUAGACCUGCUUAUAUACCGCCUUCUCUAUCAGGCCAAGGCGUUGCGUCGUAUAUGCCGAGCAAUACAAAUCCUCUACCAGGUGUCUACGUUCCUCCUCCUCCAGAUGUUCCGGCCUGGACCCAGGCCAGUCAAAUUGCCCCAAAGAACAAAUUCAAAUAUACGCCUCCAGUCGUACAUCCCAACUACCAGAAUAGCACUCCAGAUUACGGCACGAAUCCAGCAGGAGUACACUCAUACCAACAACCUGGUGUCCCAUCCUCAGGACAGCAUAUGCCACCACAGAACCAACAGCAAUGGGAAAGCCAGGGACAGCCGCAGCAAUACGCCCAUACUGCCCAAGGCCAGUCUGAGUACACGAACCCCACUCCAAAUCAUACUCAGCAGAAUCUGUAUCAACAGCCGACCCAACAAACACAGAGUUGGAGUGGCCCUCAAGAGCCGAAUCCACAGCAUGUAUACAGCAAUCAGCCACAGUCGCAGCCACAAACGCAAAAUAAUUGGCAGCAGCAAAGCAUGAGUCAAGACAGCAACUUUCACACUUACCCACAACCUCAAAAUCAGCCAGAUCAUCGCCCGUCUAUUCCUAUUUCUCAGGAUUCGUAUUCAUCUGUCUCUUCGCCUCAUAAUGAGCCCAUAUCACCCCUUUCACACAGGCAAAGUAUGGACUUUGGUAGAAGCAAUCUACCCAUAAGGAGAGCGGACUCCCUUGGUCUAGGUCGUAAACCUGUAGGGUCAUCUGCAAGCUCAAUCAAGGAAGAGGCUGUGCCACCAACAGCCCAAGCUCACACUAUCUCUCCUGCGACACCGGCUGCGACCGGAGCAUCUGCUCUUGGGUUCGGGGGGCCCUCGGAUUGGGAACAUUUCGGCGCGGGCGUCGAAGAGGUUGAUGACACCGCAAGCUUUGAUGCGAAGGUCACUCAGGGACCACCGUCACCUAAAGAACAUAUCAGCGAACUUCCAAGCAACCCUUCACCUCCGCCACAUUCCGCAUCCACCCAGGAGGUGGACCAUCGCCCCGGACCUGCCACCGAAGGCUGGCCUACUCCACCAGCGCCUGCGCCUGCGACGUUAGACAUGCCUCCUCCGGGUCUCCCUACUGGGUACGACCCGAUUCCGCCACCAGAAGCCACACAUAGUUCGAACGCCAGUGUCGUCUCCAUUGAGCAAGGACGGAGCGGGACUCCAGCCCAGCAACAGUGGGACCGACGGUCUGCUCCAAGUUCUCGACCAUCUUCCAUAGCCAGCUUAAGACAGCCAUGGCAAAGGCCAACCGUCCCUCCAAAUAAGAUAUCGGAGACGACUAGUACCUCCAUGUCAAAUGACGGUGGCUUCGUGUCUCCUAGUCAACAUUCCAACCAGAUACAUCAAUCUCUCGGGCCUUCGUCUAACGAGAAUCAAGGAGCAUCAGCAGCGCAGCAACAGCACGACCCUCAUGAUCACUCUGUAAUGCAUGCUGCGCAUGUAUCUCCUGUGCUUGAACCGAACAACGAUAUCAAUAGCGGUAAUAAACCAGACGAAAUUGCCUCUCGCUUUGGUAUCGAUGACGGAUCACUGACCAUGGAGAGCAAGCAAGCCCCGGUGGAGCGCCAGGAUACUCCAAAACCCGGAACGCCACCAAAACCAAGAGAUCUUAUUCCUGAUCUUGACCCGUGGUACGCUGGCUCUUUGGAACGGUACAUUGAGAUGCUUCGGCAAGAAGCUGCGGCUCUAGCCGUUGAAGAUAAAAUAAGUAUCUUCAAAGGGUUCUUAGCUGCUGAAUCCCAAGCCCGCGGUAUACCUUACUACCACGACCUACCUGUUGGCCCAGUAAUCGCUGCAAUAUCGGAUACAGCGGAUGCACAGCUGAAAGACGAGCAUGAGGGGGCCGUGAUCGAGUCGAAACCAAGUCUGGAUGUGACUAGACCGAAGGUAUCUACUACCGUCGAUGAUUUUGUCCUUGUGAGCACCGAAGAGCAGUACAGUCCUGGUGGUCGACCGGUCAUGAUUGGUCGGUCUCAAGAUCAAGAUACACCAGCUUCAGACGUUCGUGAAAAUGACAGUAGCCGGCCACCGACGAGGGAAUCUCCGGAUGACCAGACAAAGUCUUUUGUAUCGCGUGAGAACCCAGAUCCAGCGCGGAAGGGGAGCCCGAGUAAUGCAUACACGCCAUAUCGCCACAAUUUGACGACCAGUGACUCCAACCAGUCUGCUAAAUUGACAUCUUCAGCUCCAGUCCCAGAUGACACCAGCCCACCAAGUACACAACCUACACAAGAUAUGCCCCCUCCGGGCUUCAAACCAUACACCCCUACGGAAGUACUUACCAGUGUGUCGAUGGUUGCUUCGCCUCACUUGUUUAGUCCGACUGCAGAGGGUCAUAGAUUUACGAGCUCCAAUUCGAGACAGGAGCAUGAUCUGUUCUUCAAUAAAGAGCCACCCAAACCGGAAGCAAAACUUAUUCCCUCGACUUCGAUCAGCCCCGCGACGCCAGUGGAUCGUAAGCCCGAUUCGCCUCCCAUUGACGUCCCUAAGGGAAACCCGCCACAGAGUCUACCGACGAAUCCUGAGCCAUCACAUGUGUCGACGUCCGUCCCAAAUAAACAAGCCGAUGUGCAUAACCUCAAGUCGAAGUUGCCGUCACGAAUACCUUCUGUAGCCCCGUCCCAUCCCCACCUAGCCAUGAUACUGGACGAUCUCCCUAAACGCUUUCCAUCGAACUUUGCAUUCAUCUCCGAGUUGACCAAGUCGUUCGAGGCCACCGCCAUGGUGCUGCGUCAGAAGAAUGAGAAAGAGCGCCAACAGCGACAAGAAGCCGAGGAGGCGCGUACGAACAGCUUAUUUGAUAACAAUGAAAUCAGCUACGCGGAUAUUGGUGUCCUUGAAGACAAGUUCAAGGCUGAUGAAGCGCAGCACAAGGCACAGGAAGACCAGGCAGAGUACAACAAGUACAACGAAGCUGUCUUCAACGAAGUGUACCUACGUCUGCAAAAGGAGAUCGGCGAGCUUAUGGAGUCCUGGCAAGAGACAAUAUCUCACCUCGAGCAUGGCCUUGCUGGCAAAGCCGCCAUCGAAGGCGGCUCCACGGAAGGCGAGCCCGGGACCACUUUUCAAGCUGUUCAAACGAUCCGCGCGCUGCACAGGGCUCUGGAAGAGCGUCAUGAUCGUGUUGCGGGUGCUAUUUCGGAACGCGAUAAGAAAUAUAAGAAGACACAAGUGCAGCCGCUGUAUGCAGCAGGCAAUAUCAAGAAACUGAAGGAAAUGGAGCGACACUUUGACGCCGCAGAGAAGAAUGCGAGCCUACAACACCGCGAGCAACGCGCUAUGCGGCUCAAGGAGUUGUUUGAUAUUGUUGAGUAUAAUGUGCAGCGUGCUGUAGAGCAGAACUUUUCAUACCGCAAAGAGAUUCUAGACGCUCUGCCUGCGGAAAGCGAUCCUGAAGUUCGUAAAACGGCCAAGGAUACAUUACGUCUCUUGUCGGAUAGCUCGAUGGAUCUCAUGCAGGCGUUGGGUGAGAUCGAGCGUGAGCUGUGUAAUGCAGAAUUCGAUGUCGAAGUCGGACGUACGCGUGCAAGGCCCGAGGCUGUGGACGAUGCUGUCAUCAAGAAGGUGGAGACGCAAGGGGCCAAGGAAGUAGAACGAGUGGAGCAAGAUGUCAGAGAACGUCUCGCGGUACUCGAAGAUGCAUGGAAGGAGGUCGAAAAGGCCUUUGAACAGUCUGAACAGCCAUCACCACCCACUGACGAUGGGCUAGAUGACAGAGCUCGAGCUCAAAAGAGAGCUCUCGAGGAGGCGAAGAGGAGGAAUGGGGAUCUUUGACUGGCAUAAUAUGUGAGAGAGAUCUGAGUUGGAAAAUUGCGAUUUGAGGAUUUUGCGCACAUAUCACGACCUUUCGGCAUUGCUCGCAUGGUGUAAGGCGCAUCUCUAUCUAGGAUACCAUCUAAAGUUGGUGUUUGGUUCGCGUCACAAUGUUCCUCUUGCGAGAAGGCUACUGUAUAUGUAUAUAGCUCUAUAGAAAGGGUGUUUGCAGUACCAAAUUCAGACCCAGCAUUCUGUAUGAGGCCCCGAGAUAGACAUCGCUAUAUUACAUGAUGCAUCUGUUCUUGAUUGGCGCCGAUUCAAGGGGCCUGAAGCUUCUACCAGUCCAUGGUCACCAGAUCCAG